ACGAUCGCACCGGCAGUUCCGCUGAGCAAGGAGCUGGAGUCGUUGUAUGAGUUUCUGGCGCAUCAGAAGCCGGCGCAGGUGGCGGGUGACCGCGAGUUCUACGAGCUUACCCAGCUGAGCGAGAAGGGGCUGGACGCCAAGAUCCGAGAGCUGGAGAACUGGAACUUCCGGCUCAACCUGGACGAAGCGAAGGAGAUGCAGGACAGUAUCACUCUCGGAAUUGUUGGCCACGAACAGCGG
Molecule: messenger RNA, 240 nt
Organism: Phytophthora sojae
Lineage: Eukaryota; Oomycota; Peronosporomycetes; Peronosporales; Peronosporaceae
Exons: 3
Biological process (GO): regulation of DNA-templated transcription
Cellular component (GO): DRM complex
Source: RefSeq, a predicted model, not a curated record